AUGGAUCCUGCUUCGUUGGCGGGUCUUGGCCUAGGUGCCGCUUCGGUAGCCUUCGAGAUAUUUGAUGGAAUCAGGAAAGGCUACGAGAUGUUUGAGGUUGCCGUCAACAUGCCAGAAGACUGCGCGUCGUUGAAACUGAGCUUGCGGCUUGAAUGCACCCGCCUGCUAGACUGGGGCGAUCUCGCCGGCCUGUCCGACCACCGUGAUCAUCCCAAGUUUGACCGAAAGCUGAAGGCGAAUCGCGCCACCAUCAUGGCCCUUUUGAGCGAGAUAAGGGCGCUGAUCGACAGGCUCGGCAAAAUCAGCUUGCGAUCCGACGACGUGCUGGCGGUGCUGCCCGCCGCCGCCGCCGCCGGCAGUGAAGCCGCGGCCCUGGGCACCGACACCGCCGAAACGCUGGACCUGGCCAACCGGAAAGAAGAGCUUAAGGAUGCCGACAUGGAGCAGUUUCGUAGCGUGCUUGAGUUCUCGGAUGACCAGCUUCCCUCUCAGAAACAACACCUUCUGACGAGGGGCUGGAAGCGAGUCGUGGAUAUUGGUCGGGGCGUGGCUGACAUCGCCAAGCAGCCCGGCCGCAUUCGCUGGCUGCUGAGCGACAAGGAUGCUUUCAAGAUUCAGGUCGCGCGUCUGAAGGAGCUGACCGACUACCUCCACGAGACCCUCGGCGACCAUCAGAUGAGCAUUCUGAUCGAGAAGACCAAAGAGACGUGCAUGGCCAUGCUGCAAAUGACAAGCUCCAUGGGCGAGAUAAAGGAGCUCGUCGAGGCUGUCGAGAUUGCGACGAGUCGAAGCGACAUCGAGUCGGAAAUGCGCCGCUGGCUGCCACUGGGAGAUACCGUGGUCGGCGUAGCAGUCCCUGGAAUGGGAAGCACCCCAACAGCUACCAUCGCGGAGCGUCCACAGACCCUCUUCGCACAGUUGACACGAUUCCGAUACAAUAUAGCGAGGUUGGAUGCUAAGCCGGCCGAGGAUCGUACAACACCAGACGACCGUGGGCUCAAAGGCCUCAAGCUGGAAGGGGAACGGCUGAAGACCCUGACGCUGGACCACGCCAGAGCAACCGAAGCGUACAGGGUUCCGGCGACCUAUAUGGGCGGAGCGGCAUGGGUGGAGUGGAAGACCUACCACAGUGUCCGACACGAGGACACACCGGGGAAGUUCCACUACGGGCCGGCAACUGUUGUCACGGCCAACCUCGAGCGGUUGGUGGCCAUCUUGCAUAUGGCAAACCGGCCGACGCAAUUCCGCGUGCCGUUGUGUGCCGGGUACUAUGACGACGAGGAAAAUAAACGGUUCGGCCUGAUCUACCGGUUGCCCGGCCCGGCACCGCAGGCGGCCGAAAUCACAUCUCUGUCCCAGCUGCUGCUGCUGCACCGGGGCCAAGCGCCACCCCCUAUCCAGAGCCGCAUCAGCCUCGCGAAGGAGCUCGCAACCAGCCUCUACUUUCUUCAUGCCGUCAACUGGCUACACAAGGGCCUCCGCAGCGAUAGCAUUCUCGUGCCGACGCCGGGCGGCAUCCCGAACUAUUCCCAGCCCUACAUAAGCGGCUUCGAAUAUUCCCGUCCAGACGAGGAAGAUCUGACCUCCACUGCGGCCGCCGAGGACUGGGCCGUCUACACGCACCCGGACUACCUGGGCGUUGACAGAAAGGGGUACCGCAAGACGUUCGACAUGUACAGCAUAGGCAUCAUGCUGCUCGAGAUUGCCUGGUGGAAACCGGCGGAAGAGAUUCUCGGCUUCAAGCAGCCUCCAAAGCUGUCGGGAGGGAAAGACUCUGACAAUGCCGGCGGAGAGAAGAGCAAACCUCUUGUGAAGCAAGAUGUGUCUCCUGGGGAAACACACAAACUUGCGGGGAAGACCUACUCGAAAGAUUCGUUGGAUGACCUUAAAUACAUCAGGAAGCGUCUUCUCGCGGAUGAGCCGGCACUGCUUGAGCAUGUUAGCGCGACCAUGGGUCCUCGGUAUCGCGACGCGGUGAGGGCCUGUAUUGGAGGCCUCGAGCACUUCAAACUUCCGAUAGAUGCGGACGAGACGCAUGAGGUUAUUUCUGCUCUGCUCCAGCAGGCGUAUCUACGAUUGGUGGUGGAUAUCCUGCGAGGCAUCAGGGUGUGA
Molecule: messenger RNA, 2112 nt
Organism: Chaetomium globosum CBS 148.51
Lineage: Eukaryota; Fungi; Ascomycota; Sordariomycetes; Sordariales; Chaetomiaceae
Exons: 2
Coding region: 1-2112 (703 amino acids)
Biological process (GO): protein phosphorylation
Molecular function (GO): ATP binding; protein kinase activity
Source: RefSeq, a predicted model, not a curated record